Messenger RNA from Episyrphus balteatus (marmalade hoverfly), 1640 nucleotides. RefSeq lists its product as uncharacterized. Gene Ontology annotation, cellular component: membrane. The coding region runs from base 182 to 1471 and encodes 429 amino acids. Gene Ontology annotation, biological process: sodium ion transmembrane transport. Gene Ontology annotation, molecular function: ligand-gated sodium channel activity. The transcript is spliced from 9 exons. NCBI's taxonomy places the organism in Eukaryota, Metazoa, Arthropoda, Insecta, Diptera, Syrphidae. The record is from RefSeq and is a predicted model, not a curated record.
UAACUUAAUAUGAAGUUUUUUAUCUAUAUUCUACUACGAGUAGGUACCUAUGUUAUACUAUAUUUACCGUGGGAAAUGCAACAGAACUCCGAAACGAGAUUGUUCCGCUGUUAGAUAAAAUAAAUAAAACGCAAAGUGUAGGGGAAAUCUUAAUGCAAAUAAUCAAACUCUAGUUCAAAAUAUGUCGGGCUAUUGGACGGAUCUGCGAAACUGGGUCCUUCGUGAUCCUGGAAAACUUAUUCGCUAUAUAGUUUUAUUUAUUUGUAGUAUUGUUGUUAUUGUUCAGUUAUAUGAAUGUUUUUCAAAGCUUCGAAAUCCACCGAUAUCUACCCAUUCUUAUUAUAAUUUGAAUGAUACGAUUGAAAUGCCAGCUGUUACAAUUUGUCGUGAACCACCAUAUAAGGAAAAUGUAUUAGCAGAUAUAUUUGACGAUCCAAAUUGCUAUCAUCCAAAAUACACACAAUGCUGGACAUCAUUCCCCUUCGAUAAAAUUCCACUAAUUGAUGUUUUUAUCAAUGGUACCUUUGAGCAAUCUGAAACAUUUCAACUUUAUGGAUACAAUAACGAGAAAACAAACGUAGAUAUAACCAGCAGCAUACACUUUAAUCUUGGAAGAUGUUAUACUAUACGAGCAAAAUUUCCCUCGAAGCGGGUAUCAAAAAAUUCGGGCUUUUCUAUGAUGUUAAGACAUCAUGUUUUAAAAAAAGAUAGCUUACAGUAUGAAGCUGAGCCAGGGUGGCAUUUGUACGUUCAUGAUUCUAAGGAAGAGUUCACAGAAAUAAAUAUGAAAGCAUCAGGUCGUGUUGAGUAUGUUUUUGCAGAGAUUGAUGAAGAAAUUGAAAUAAAGCUACAAAGUCAACAUUUUAAAACAGUUCCCACAAUUGAUUACGCAUGUGAUAGCAGCAAGGGUUAUAGUGAUUUCAGAUGUGGAGAGACUUGCAUAUGGAAAGAAGUAACUGAUUUGUCAGAUUGUACUGGACCAUGGAUGCCGAGUGUACAAAAAAAGUCCUGUGAAAGUUAUGAUUCUAUGAAAAACCUUACAGUUUCAUAUCAAACCAAAUAUAAUAAUGAAGACAAUCCAUCUUGUGAAUGUGUGGAACCAUGUUAUUCAAAAAUAUUUUCAACUUAUAUUCAAAACCGAAAGUCAUUUAUUCAACCAACACCGACAACGCAAGUUUGGGUGUACUAUACAUCCAAACUAAUAACGAUGAUUGAAGAUAGGCCAAGCUAUGAUUCGACACAGUUUAUUGCCGAUAUGGGAGGAACACUGGGAUUUUUACUAGGACUUUCAGUUCUUGGACUUAUUGGUAUCUUAGAACACCUUACAUUAUUGAUUUUCGGAGGUAUAAUAAAAAAGAUACAACUCAAAGAAGAAAAACGCCUUCAAACCGAAAAAGAAGAAGAGGAAAGACGAUCUAACAACAGUGAUACGACUUUGGACGUUUCUUCAAUAGCUAAAAAUAGAUUUUAAGAAACAAAGAUUUAAUGCAAAAUAAAACUAUGUAGGUAUAGUUGUUUUUGUUUUUCUAUGUCUUCUUAAAAAUCUAUUUAUUUAUGACUAAUAUUCUUAAAAAAUAUUUCACAAUUCUUAAAAAUAACACAAACAUUUACUAAAUAUAAAAAAAUAAAACACUUUGUAU